Acromyrmex echinatior (Panamanian leafcutter ant) is the source of this 2067-nucleotide messenger RNA. RefSeq names its product Alkaline phosphatase 12. Gene Ontology annotation, molecular function: alkaline phosphatase activity. NCBI's taxonomy places the organism in Eukaryota, Metazoa, Arthropoda, Insecta, Hymenoptera, Formicidae. Gene Ontology annotation, biological process: dephosphorylation. The record is from RefSeq and is a predicted model, not a curated record.
GCCACAAAAAUGUAAACAUAAUUAGAGAUUCUUUAGACGCUUCUCUGAACGCAAAAUUCACUCAUUCAGACGACCCGUGACGGAGACGAGACGAACGAUAUUUAUUCGUAGUAGUCGCGACGUUUGCAUGGACGAUGAUCGAUUCGACGUCGCUGCGCUUUGGCGCGAUAUUAGUGUUAUUUCUAGGGCGAUUCUAUUUCCAGAAGGGUUGUCUCGCGGCGGGAGGUUGCUUUCCCAACGACGCGCGAUGGAGACAAGAGAGUAUGUACUGAACCGCCAAGGGUGGCGCAUCCCUAUACGCUCGCAGGAUCAAUCCUUUCUAUGGUCAUAGAGCAUAACAAGUGCAGAGCAAGAUAAUACCGAUCUAAAUCAUGCAUUCGAGUAUGAAUAACGAUAUAUCGGCCUAUCAAAUGACCAUUUGGCCACUCAUGCGAAUCGUCUCAUGCGAAUUAAUGAAGAAAUGAAAGCCUGGACAGAACUCAGCUCCGACUCUACUGAUUAUGACGUAGUAUGAUAACGGAAAUUUAAACAGCAAAUUAUUGCAAACAGCCGACACUGGCAUGAUUUAGCGAACAAAGAACUAAAAGAAUCUCUUUCGUAUCAUUGGAAUCUAAAAAAAGCGAAAAACGUGAUUCUCUUUGUGGGGGAUGGAAUGAGCCCCGACACUAUAACGGCUAGCAGAAUUUAUCGUGGUGGUGAAAUCAGUCAACUCGCCUGGGAGCAUUUUCCUCAUAUUGGAAUACUGAAGACUUAUACCACAAACCAGCAAGUCCCCGAUUCAGCUUCCUCCGCGACCGCUCUUUUCGGAGGAGUCAAGACGAAUUAUGAAGUUGUAGGAGUAGAUGUGAAUGUGGAAUUGAAUAAUUGCGAGGCAAGCUUGAAUGCGAAUUAUCACGUGGAUUCAUUCAUAGCAUGGGCCCAAGCAGCUGGUAAAGUCACAGGUUUCGUGACGAAUACCAGAGUUACUCAUGCCACUCCGGCGCCGCUUUAUGCUCACUGUGCAAAUCGCAGGUGGGAGUGCGAAUCCAAAAUGCCUAAAAACGCUUCUGGCUGCAAAGAUAUCGCUAGACAAUUAGUGGAGAAUGAACCAGGGAAAAAUAUUCGAGUAAUUAUGGGUGGCGGUAGACAGGUGAUGAAAUCUAACGUGAGCGCGAGCGAAUUUGAUCCGAUAGAUACGUGGGCUUGCUACAGACAAGAUGGUCGUGAUCUCAUUAACGAAUGGAUGAGAGAUAAGUCUGAUAGAAAUUUAGCUUAUAAAAUCGUACAAAACAAUGAAGAAUUGUCCCGGGUUGAUAUCGAUAAUGUAGAUUAUCUACUCGGUAUUUUCGCCAACGGUCACAUCGCGAUGGAUUGGAAACGAGAACGAGAUCCGAAGGGACAACCGAGCUUAGAAGAAAUGACUGUGAUGGCUUUACGAAUUUUACAAAAAUCCAAACAAGGAUAUUUUUUAAUGGUCGAAGGUGGUCUAAUCGACUUCGCUCAUCAUCGCGGUCAUGCCGCUCAAGCGCUGUUAGAAACUGUUCGAUUUUCGGACGCCGUUAAUACCACUCUUAGAAUGAUCGACCCCGAUGAUACUCUCGUAAUAGUCACGAGCGAUCACACGCAGUCAAUGAACUUCAACGGAUACAGUCCUCGAGGUUCAUCCAUUCUAGGAAUCGCUCAAAAAUCUAAAUACGACGGGAUACCGUAUACUACAUUAUCCUAUAGCACGGGUGGACCAAACAAUGUCGCUUACAUCGUGAGUGAUGACGGUCAAAUCAAGAGAAUCAAUCCAUCCGAAUCGAACACUAGUGAUUUUACUUAUAGCCAGCAAGCUACAAUCAUAUCGGAUGAGGCUUAUCACGGCGGUGGAGAUGUAAUUGUAUACGCUAUAGGACCGUAUGCCCAUCUUUUCCACAGCGUGCACGAACAGAAUUAUGUUGCACAUGUUAUCGCAUAUGCUGCAGGAAUCGGCGAAUAUUCUAACAAUGCGGAAAUAUCGCAUUAUAUUCUGUAUCCAGUUGUUUUAUAUAGUCUGAUCUUAUUAACUUUCGUGUAUAAAUAAAUCAGUGAAGAUAAAUCAUGAAA